This is a messenger RNA of Schistosoma haematobium, 2105 nucleotides long. RefSeq lists its product as uncharacterized. The transcript is spliced from 5 exons. Bases 1189 to 1644 code for a protein of 151 amino acids. Gene Ontology annotation, cellular component: phenylalanine-tRNA ligase complex; cytosol; cytoplasm. Lineage: Eukaryota; Metazoa; Platyhelminthes; Trematoda; Strigeidida; Schistosomatidae. Gene Ontology annotation, biological process: phenylalanyl-tRNA aminoacylation. The record is from RefSeq and is a predicted model, not a curated record. Gene Ontology annotation, molecular function: phenylalanine-tRNA ligase activity; tRNA binding; ATP binding.
CAUGCUACUUAUCUAAUUAGAGGGUUCUUCGCAUUGAGCACCCGGUUUCACGUGAAUAUUUCAUAUGAAUCUGUUACUUCCUAUGAUUGUUGCUUUUGGAACUUGUACUUAGUAUAUUUGUCAUUCAAAACAUUAAGUUGUUUGUCAACUGGAUGUUCUUUGCAAUAAUGACUAAUACAGUAGUAAUUCAUCGUCUCUAUCUCACAACUCGUGAAAAUUGCAAUUUCCAUUGUAAGGAUAAUUGAAAUGUAUCUGUACGCAAGUUUUAACGACACACUCAUCCUUCCUUGUUCUGAUUUAAAGGGACUUCAAGUGUGUGAACUCAUUACCUGACAGUUUCUAAAUUGUCGGAAGCCUCAUGAGAUAUAAUUGCAUCAUAUUCAUCUUGGGCAUCUACUUGACAAAGAUAUUUAGCUUAGUAGACAGUUCCCCCAUUUAUUUGUUCACUCAGUUAUGUAAUGUGUUUGAUGUUAUGUAUUAAUCUGUUAAUUUUACUGACCAACAUCAUUAAAAGUUUGAUCUAAAAUGGACGAUAUUUUUCGAAAGACGAUGAUUGACCAACUGGUAUGCCAGUGUUUCGAGGAAUAUCACUAACAAGUUAAGUAUGUGCUCAUAUGUAACCGAUUGACUAGAGUAUAAUUGUUGUUGUUUAUUGUCAACAGUGACUGAUACUUUGGGAUUAGAACUAAUCACACCAGUUGGAAUGGAAUAUGAAACUUAAUUUGAGAUGCUGUUACGGUUGGUCUUUGUUUAUAUUUCUUUUUCUACGACAGUUCAAUGGAUUACUUGUUUGGUUUUAGUUUGCUGGUGUUCUCGCCGUACUUGUAACCGACUGAUUACUAAUUAAAGCUCCAAACUAAUGUCAUUUAUGUUUUAUAAUGACUAGCAUACUAUAUGGAAAAUGCGAUUAUUUAAAAUUUGUGUUGUUGUAUUGUAAAUUCUGAAAUCGAUUGCGACUUGAUUAUAGCUUCACUUCUAUUGUCUUCAUGCGCCAUUAUUAAUAUAUUUUCAUCUGUAGAUCCUGAGAUUUCGGAUAUCAACAAUACAGUUGAAUCUUGUUACAUUGAUAAAGUUUGUACUGUGCAUAGUCAAGGUGCUUUUGGUAGUCGAGGCUAUCAGUCACCGUGGCUAAUAGAGGAAGCGGAGAAAAAUUUGUUGCGUACACAUACAACAGCAGUGAGCGCCCGAAUGCUUCAUGCGUUAUCUAAAAAGAAUCCAUUUACUCCAGCUAAAUAUUACAGUAUUGAUCGUGUAUUUCGAAAUGAAAAUCUGGACGCUACUCAUUUGGCAGAAUUUCAUCAAGUUGAAGGUCUAGUCGCUGACUUUGGUCUUAGCUUAGGCCAUUUGAAAACUGUAAUUCGAACAUUCUUUUCAAAGUUAGGACUUACGCAACUGAGAUUUAAACCAGCAUAUAAUCCAUAUACUGAACCGAGUAUGGAAAUUUUUAGUUAUCAUCCUGGUCUCAAGAAGUGGGUGGAAAUAGGUAAUUCUGGACUAUUUCGUCCGGAAAUGCUCAGACCAAUGGGGUUACCUGAAGGAUUGUCUGUUAUAGCUUGGGGAUUGUCUCUGGAACGUCCAACUAUGAUUCGAUAUGGUUAUAAAAAUAUUCGUGAUUUAAUUGGUCCAAAAUUGAUCUUAAUAUGAUAUACAAGGCACCAUUGUGUCGAAUGUAUAAGUGUUAGCUCCUGUUCUCAUACUAUUUAAUAUCGAGUCUUAUUCCAUUGUGAUUUAAUUUUUGGCAUCUGUUGUUUUUGCAAACUUUUGGAAGAUAUUUUGCAUAUGUCUGUAAAUGUACUUUGCUGUACGUACUAUUGAAUAUCCUUGAUAUGAUUAUAGAAAGCCGAUUAUUUCUAACUUGAAAGUUUGCUUGUCUGCUUUGUAAUUUCAACCGUUAUGAUGUAACAUUUGUAUCUUGAGUCAAUGACUUACUAGUGUAAACGGUCGAUAGGUUCAGACCCAACUCCACCUUACACAUUAAUCUGAGCACCAAAAUAUUAUCUUUGCAAUUCUUAGUACAUGAACCAUGUAGAUAGUUAUUUUAGGCUACAUGUACGUGCGUUGGCAACCUAUUGAUGAUGUAUUUGACCACUACCUAAACUCUUUUU